AUGCUGUUGCCCUCGUUUGCAAGGUACUUCUCUGAACUUGGAGAUAACACAAACCUCCAGCAGCUGCAGCAGAAGCAGCAGCAGCAGCUGCCGCAGCAGCAGCAGCUGCCGCAGCAGCAGCAGCUGCAGCUGCAGCUGCGGCAGCUGCAGCUGCAGCACCCGCGGCAACGUGGGCAACAUCAACAGCUGCAGCAGCAGCAGCAGCAACAGCAGCAGCGCCUGCGGAAACGUGGGCAACAGCAACAGCAGCAGCAGCAGCAGCAAGCGCAGCAGCAGCCACUGCAGCAGCAUCGACGGCAACAACUGCAGGAAACGCAGCUGCAGCAAAGGCAAGAGCAGCUGCAGCAGCUACAGCAGGAGCAUUAG
Molecule: messenger RNA, 366 nt
Organism: Eimeria tenella
Lineage: Eukaryota; Apicomplexa; Conoidasida; Eucoccidiorida; Eimeriidae
Exons: 2
Coding region: 1-366 (121 amino acids)
Source: RefSeq, a predicted model, not a curated record